This is a messenger RNA of Manduca sexta (tobacco hornworm), 3088 nucleotides long. RefSeq names its product aminopeptidase N-like. The coding region runs from base 142 to 2970 and encodes 942 amino acids. Gene Ontology annotation, cellular component: cytoplasm. The transcript is spliced from 16 exons. Gene Ontology annotation, biological process: proteolysis; peptide catabolic process. The record is from RefSeq and is a predicted model, not a curated record. Gene Ontology annotation, molecular function: zinc ion binding; peptide binding; metalloaminopeptidase activity. Lineage: Eukaryota; Metazoa; Arthropoda; Insecta; Lepidoptera; Sphingidae.
AAACAAAAGUAUGUUUUUCGAUAAUCGAUUUUAUUGCGUGCUAGAUAAGGGAGAUUAAAAUAAUCAAGACUCGUCUUUUAAAUAUUAUGGAUGCACAUCGCAGUGGUUAUUUAGUAGUGUUGUUGUGAAUACAUAUACAAUAUGUAUUCACUAAUAUUCUUGGCUCUCAUCGGAGCGGCGUUUGGUGUCCCACUGAGCACCAACGAAGACAGCACUAGAAACCAAAACCUAGCUGCGCUAUACGUCUUGCCUCAGACUUCCUACCCGACGUUCUAUGACGUCCGUCUCUUCAUCGAUCCUGGAUACACCGAAGCAUUCCAUGGAAACGUUUCCAUCAGGAUAAUCCCCAACAUCAACAUUGAUCAGAUCACCAUCCAUGCCAUGGCUAUGAGAAUCGACUCGAUCAGAGUUGUCAGUGAUGUUAAUCCUAAUGAGGACCUCUUCUCUGACUUCACGCUGGCUACUGACGACACCCAUCUCUUGACUAUCAGGCUGACGAGGAACAUCACCGCUUUACAACCCCAUGUUAUCCAUAUUGAUUAUGUUGCACAAUAUGCCGAUGACAUGUUUGGCGUCUACGUUUCUACUUAUGAGGAGAAUGGUAGGACAGUAAACCUCGUGACAUCUCAACUGCAGCCUACUUUCGCCCGCCGUGCGUUCCCCUGCUACGAUGAGCCGGCUUUAAAAGCCGUUUUCAGAACCACCAUCUACGCCCCAGCGGCUUACGCCACAGUCAGAAGCAACACUCCUGAAAGGCGUGAUUCCCUCAAACCUAAUGAGCCUGGCUACGUCAAGCACGAGUUCGAAGACACCCUGGUCAUGUCCACCUACCUCAUUGCCUACCUGGUCUCCAACUUUAACUACAUCGAGAAUUCCCAGAACCCCAUCUAUCCUAUUCCCUUUAGAGUCUACUCUAGGCCUGGUACUCAGAAUACCGCUGAGUUCGCCCUCGAGUUUGGCCAGCAAAACAUGAUUGCUCUGGAGGAGUACACCGAAUUCCCGUACGCUUUCCCCAAAAUCGACAAGGCUGCCGUUCCUGACUUUGCUGCUGGUGCCAUGGAGAACUGGGGACUGGUUAUUUACAGAGAGGUAGCCCUUCUCGUAAGGGAAGGUGUGACGACAACGUCGGUGAAGCAGAACAUUGGCAGGAUCAUUUGCCACGAAAACACCCACAUGUGGUUUGGAAACGAAGUCGGACCUAUGUCCUGGACCUACACUUGGCUCAACGAAGGAUUCGCUAACUUCUUUGAGAACUACGCUACUGAUUUUGUCAGGCCGCAGUGGCGCAUGAUGGAUCAGUUUGUGAUCGCCAUGCAGAACGUGUUCCAGUCAGACGCUGUUCUAAGUGUCAACCCCAUGACGCACCCGGUCUAUACUCCUUCCCAGAUCAUCGGUACUUUCAACGCCGUCGCUUACCAGAAGUCUGGUUCCGUUAUUCGGAUGUUGCAGCAUUUCAUGACACCUGAGAUUUUCAGGAGAGGUCUGGUUAUCUACAUCAAAGCCAACUCUCGCGCCGCUGCCGCUCCCUCAGAUCUCUACGUUGCCCUCCAACAAGCCCUCGAUGAGUCCAGUCACAGAAUCCCCAAACCCAUCUCGACUAUCAUGACUGAAUGGAGCACUCAGGGAGGCUUCCCUGUCCUCACUGUUAGGAGGACGGCGCCCAAUGCUGACUCCGUGUUUGUAGCCCAGGAACGUUACCUCACCGACCGGUCUCUGACAUCCACUGAUCGCUGGCACGUGCCUGUAAACUGGGUUAUAUCCUCAAACGUGAACUUCAGUGAUACCAGCCCUCAAGCCUGGAUCCUGCCGACCUUCCCCGCCACCGCCGUUGACGUUCCUGGCCUCUCCAAUGCUGAUUGGUACAUCUUCAACAAGCAGCAGACUGGCUACUACCGUGUCAACUACGACGUCGAAAACUGGGUCGCUCUGGCGCGAGUCCUCAAUAACUCUCACGAGAUCAUCCAUGUCCUCAACCGUGCUCAGAUUGUCGACGACGCAUUCAACUUGGCCAGGAACGGACGUCUGCACUACAAAAACGCCUUCGAAAUCUCAAGAUACUUGGAGAUGGAAAAAGAUUACAUCCCAUGGGCUGCUGCCAACCCUGCCUUCAACUACUUGGACAUCGUCCUUAGUGGCGCCAAUUCCUACAAUCUGUACAGGUACUACCUGCUCAACCUUACUGCUCCUAUGUUCGAGGACCUUGGCUUUGAUGUGAAAUCUGGCGAAGAGUUCGUCACUCCUUACCACAGGAACAUUAUUCUGGACAUUAACUGCCGUUUUGGCAACCAGCGGUGCAUCAGCAGGGCCCAGGAAAUCCUGCAAGCUUUCAAGAAUAACCCUAACCAGCGCCCCAACCCUGACAUCCAGACCUUGGUCUACUGCUCCAGUCUACGCGCCGGUAACGUGGAGAACUUCAACUUCCUCUGGAACAUGUAUCUAGGCACGUCCGACUCCAGCGAGCAGAGCAUCUUGCUUAGUGCCCUGGGAUGCACUAGCAAUGCUGAACGUCGUAACUUCUAUCUGAACCAAAUCAUCGAUGACAACUCUGCAGUGCGAGAGCAGGACAGACACUCAAUCGCCGUCUCCGUCAUCAACUCCAGCCCUGAAGGCAUGAACGUCGCUUUGGACUUUGUCGUUGAAAACUUCCACAGAAUACAACCCAGGGUCCAGGGCCUUACAGGAACAACCAACAUUCUGAACACCUUUGCAAGACGACUGACCACAAGCGCUCAUAAUGAAAAAAUCGAUGAGCUGGUCAGGCGACACGAGAGCAUCUUCUCAGCCGGAGAGCGUGCGUCCAUCGCCGCUAUUAGAGAGAAUAUCGCAGCCUCCAUCGCUUGGAGCAAUAGCAAUGCAGGCAUCGUCGAAAAUUGGCUGAAAGAGAAUUACGGGCCACCCAGUGGCGCCAAAUCCUUAACCGCUGGAUUACUUGUUCUCAUCUCUCUCUUUGUGGCUAUUUUCAAUCAUUAGAAUUUACUUAUUGUAAUUUUAUAUUUAUUUUAUAAUAAUUUUACGAUAAAAUAUUUUUAUACUUAAUUUUAUAUUUUUUAUACUUAAUCUACUAAUUUGUGUAAAUAAAAUAUUUAUA